Messenger RNA from Paramormyrops kingsleyae, 1468 nucleotides. RefSeq names its product beaded filament structural protein 2, phakinin (gene bfsp2). Gene Ontology annotation, cellular component: cytoskeleton; intermediate filament. The record is from RefSeq and is a predicted model, not a curated record. Gene Ontology annotation, biological process: intermediate filament organization. Gene Ontology annotation, molecular function: structural molecule activity. NCBI's taxonomy places the organism in Eukaryota, Metazoa, Chordata, Actinopteri, Osteoglossiformes, Mormyridae.
AUGCCUCUGCCGAGACGACGGUCUUCUUACCUGGGCCAGCCACCCCAAGCUGAGCGGACGAGCAGCCUAGCCAGCACCUCUGUGCCUCGGGGUGUCUAUGUGGGCAUGGCACCUGCCGCAGGAGCAAGUAGCGGUCUAGGUACCCGGGUCUCACGGCGGGCAAUGUACAUCAGUAGUGUCUCCCUACAGGGUCUGCGUAGCUCCACCAUCCCCGUGCUACAUCCAGCCGGAGGGGCAACUCGACAGCCGCCCUUUGAGAGCCUCAACAGCUGCCUGCUGAAGUACCGGGACAAGGUGAGGGCCCUGGAGCAGCUCAACCGACAGCUGGAAGAGCAGAUCCGACACUGCCUGGACCGAAAGGUGUCCAGCCUCGGCAGCUGGGAUUCACUGCGGAGUGAGUGGGAGGACAUUUACGGACAGGUGACCGAGGCCAUUCUCGACAAUGCGCGGCUCAUGCUGGAAACGGAGAACAAGCAGGCCAGUGCUGAAGACUUCAAGGACAGAUAUGAUCGUGAGCAGCCCUUCCGCAAGGCGAUGGAGGAGGAGAUUAGCUCUUUGUACAAAGUGAUUGAUGAUGCCAACCUGGCCAAGAUGGACCUGGAAGCUCAGACUGAGAGCAUGAAAGAGGAACUGAGCAACCUGGCCAGGAACCAUGAAGAGGAUGUGAAAGUGUUGUACAAGCAGCUCAUGGGCAGUGAAGUGGAUGAGCCAGAGGAACCCAUCAAAACGUCUCUGGAUGAGAUCUUAGGAGACAUCCGUUCCCAUUGGGAGAAGGCCAUUGAGAAGAACCGGGCUGAGACUGACACCUACCUGCAAGACAAACAGGCUGAGAAGCUCAGCUGCCAAUUGAGCCAAGAGGAGGAGCAGCUAGAGAGCCUGAAGUCUGAGUGCAACAAUGCCAGCUGCAAGAUGCAGAGCCUGCAAGCUCAAACAGAGUCACUGAGGGCACUGAAGCGAGGCCUGGAGAAUUCCUUGAGUGAUGCCAAGCUUUGGCAUGGCAUUGAGCUGCAGAACCUCAGGUCAGUGAUCAGCAAGCUGGAAGCAGAGCUGGCUGAUGUCCACCAUGACAUCGAGCAGCAGAGACGCGACUACGAGACAUUGCAGAGCAACAAAAUGCGACUGGAAUUAGAAAUGGGGACUUACCACGGUAUCCUGGAUGGGGAAGAGUGCCGCUACCAUCCCAAAAUGCUUUCUGGUGCCUCAGAAGACUCUGAAAUGCAGGAAGCCUCCACUCCAGCCCCAGAGCCUCAGAUUCUUCUGCAGGCUGCAGGGGCUUCUGAUGCUGCCAGCCAUUCACAGGAGGAGAGCUGAUGGGUGGGAUGAAGUGACACUGUGCUUCACAUCGAGCUGAGAAUGACCUGCUUAUCACACACAUGCAAUAACCCUAAGCCCUAACGCCUAAACUCUAAGCCUAAUUCCUAUGCCCUAAUGCCUAAGCUCUAAGCCCUAUGCCCUGUGCCACUCAAAA